Trichogramma pretiosum is the source of this 1656-nucleotide messenger RNA. RefSeq lists its product as uncharacterized. The transcript has 3 exons. The coding region runs from base 102 to 1520 and encodes 472 amino acids. Lineage: Eukaryota; Metazoa; Arthropoda; Insecta; Hymenoptera; Trichogrammatidae. The record is from RefSeq and is a predicted model, not a curated record.
GACCGUACACGACGUUCGGCCUGUUGCUUCUCGUCCGCCGACUUGCUCCGACGUUCUCCAAUAAGUUCUCUGCUCCGAGCCGCAACAACGAAUCUAAGAAGAUGAUGACGACGACGACCCACAGACUCACCGCCGUGCUGAUCCUGGCAGCUCUCUGCUUUUUCAAGAGCUCAACAGUUGGGGCCAACGACGACCAUCAUCAGGAUCAACCGCUGCCACAACAGCCACAACAACAGCCACUCGUCAACGACGACAAUUGCGUCGCCUACCUGUACGAGGACGGGACCGUCAAUCUGCUGUCCAGCGACGAUCCGCGCGGGCCCAUCGUCUACGGCUACGACGCGCAGAACCUGCCCAAGCAUCGCUAUCCGGAUCCCAACACCGAGUGCAUCUUCAAGGAUGGCGAUGCCUUGCUGCAUCUCUCUUGCGCCGAGGAGCGUAUGAUGAUCCUGCGCGGCCCCGUCCAGGAUCAUCGCGACUACCGCGCCACCUAUCUGUACCACAGACGUACGAUUAAUCCGCGCUCAGACGGCGACGAUGUCGUCGUGGAGCGCGGCCUAGGAAUACACGGAGAAGACCCGGCCGAGACGAAACUCCAAUCGGCCACUCGUCCGAGGUGUACGCGCGAGGUCGAGCCGAUUUUUAUCGACGUCUCCAAGGGCGACCUGAGCCAGGGACAGCGAUAUCAGACCGGAUACUUCGUCACGCCCGUGGACUUUCUCCGUGUGAUGGAGUUCAAGCUGGCGGCCAAUGGCAAUCUCGUGGCUACCGCGACUCUGACGCCGGCUGCGUCGUUGACGAACGAGAUCAAGCCAGCCCAGACGCCGAGAUACGGCUGGGGACUGGCGCACCACGCGGCCGCCAGCGGAAAAUUACUCGAUUAUGAAUCUGUGUACAGUCUGGACAAUCAGCGCGAGGUGUUCGAGGGUCAGUGGCCGGAGCUCGAGGACAUCGAGGAGCGCAUCAAUGAGGAGCAAAAACUCGUCAGGACCCAACUGAUCUCCGACGAGGACUUCUACUAUCACAACGAGAAGACGGCGAGCUACUUCUACGAGAAUACGGUGCCCGUGUGGAAGAGCGUGGCCGAGGGCAACUGGGCGCGAGUCGGCCGGAUAAUGCGCGAGAUCGCCGCGCAGACCGACAGCGAGUUCGAGCUCGGCGCCACGAGUUACGGCGCCUACAGGCAACCGGGCCGCCGCGGCCAGGGUCGCUUGGAGCUGGCCGACACCGAGGAGCUGGGCGGCGGUUAUCUCCGAGUGCCCGUGCCAUGGGUGCUGCAGCGCUACAUGGUCGACAAGAGGAAUCCCCGCCGCGGCAUCGUCUUCCACGUGAUCAACAAUCCGUUCCUGACGCCCGAGGAGGUCAGGGAGUACAUGGCCGAGAGGCCCCGGUGCCGCAUGGUCGAGUGUCACAUGGCCCACAGGGAGUUCGCCUACGUCGAGCAGGGCUUCACCUACUGCUGCGCCAUAGACGACGACGACACGCUCAAGGAGCACAAGAUCGAGAACGAGAGCUCGUAGAUGAUUGUAAUUUUUGUGUAUAUAACGUACGUUUGUUUUUUUGUAUAUAGUGAUAUAUUUUGUUUAACGUACGAAUUUUAUCGAUUGAUCGACCAUAAUGAUAUGAAAAUAAUAAACGUUUUUCAUAGCAAAUAAA